AUGUCUAAUUCUACCCCAAACGCACGCGGCCGUCGGUCACCAUUUGGGACUACUACCCCAUCUGGGGAUACAACAUUGACAGGACUCCAACGCCUUCCUAUCCAUACACGCUACCCUCUUACACCAAGUCGACUUGUUACCGCAGCCACCCCAGGCACCCAACGGUCCGCAUCUCGAUACACACCACGCACUCGAGGAGUGGGUGCGCCAGCAACACCAUACGGACUUCGUGCCCGGCAACAACGAGCGGCGAAUACCCCUGGUCGGGAUCGGCGACGAAGCGGCAGAAUGCAGCGGGAGACUACAUUCGAUAUUCUUCGAAAUCUGGGCAGAGCACUCGCUCCUGUAUCUCAGCCUAUCCGCUCCUCACCGCAGGACAAGCCAGAGCCUAUCGAAGAGCCAAUUGAUGAAUUUGAACAGCUUGAUAAUGAGCCAGAAAUCGAGCGACCACGGUUAUCUCUACCUAUUCAGGAGUCCGAGGAAGAAGGCGAAGAAGCGAGCCCUGAAAUACCACCCCCGAGAAUGUCUCUCGCCUUCGCCGAAGAGGAUAUGGAUCUUACCUAUCAGUCUGUUGAAUACCCUCGCGACGCUAGCAUCAGAGACCGGGAUCGGCUAUCAAUGAUGAGCCGAGCUACCGGCAGAAUGAGUGGUGAUUUUGACGAGACACGAUUAGAAAGCGAUGAUGCAGAUGAGACUGGUAUUAUGGGUGAGGAUGACGAGGCAGAGGACACAAUGAUCAGUGGGGGCGACUUUGAUAGAGGUGGUGAGACCGAAGACCUGGGCCGCUUCCAUUUUGAUCUCAACUUUCCAUCUCCUGCGGCUGCUCCACUUGAAGACCCCACUGAUGAUGAUGACGAUGUGGGAGGUGAUUUCGGGUUCGGACUCGACUUCCCACCCGCAGCAUCCCCUAGUGAGAGCCCAGGCAUUGUUGGAGGUGGAUUGCGAGAUGAAGCCAUUCCUGCUCAGAGCAAGCAAAAGAAGAUUUCUCGACAUGGUAUCCCUGUUCCAAACUUGCCUUCAGGUGUGGUAAAAAAGCUAGCGACUCGCUUUGCGCGUUCGGGGGCUGGAUCAAAGGCGAAAAUAAACAAGGCCGCGCUGGAUGCAAUUGAGCAGGCAUCCUCAUGGUAUUUUGAGCAAGCAAGCCAAGAUUUGGCUGCGUAUUCAAAGCAUGCGGGACGGAAGACAAUUGAUGAGAGCGACGUCACCACAUUGCUGAGAAGACAACGCCAUAUCAACAAUUCGACGACAGUGUUUUCUCUCGCCCAGAAGCAUUUACCCAAAGAACUUCAGCAAGACAUGAGAUUGGCCAUGCCUCCGUGA
This is a messenger RNA of Penicillium coprophilum, 1320 nucleotides long. RefSeq lists its product as uncharacterized. Bases 1 to 1320 code for a protein of 439 amino acids. Gene Ontology annotation, molecular function: chromatin binding; protein heterodimerization activity. NCBI's taxonomy places the organism in Eukaryota, Fungi, Ascomycota, Eurotiomycetes, Eurotiales, Aspergillaceae. Gene Ontology annotation, cellular component: FANCM-MHF complex; Fanconi anaemia nuclear complex. The record is from RefSeq and is a predicted model, not a curated record. The transcript has 6 exons. Gene Ontology annotation, biological process: replication fork processing; resolution of meiotic recombination intermediates.